UACCCACUCUCAUUCACUUGUUGUUUCUUCGUACACUCCCUCAUUGCCCUCUUUCAUUCAGUGAUUCUUGCUCUGUCUCUGAAUCCUCAUUCCUUCCUUUCCGUCGCACUCAAUGCGUCGUGGCUCGACCGGUUGAAUUCUCUCCAGGCUGCGCGCUGGCGGGGACGUUACAUCACUCUUGCCCCCUGCUUGAAUUGUCCCAUGCAUAGAUCUUGAUAACACCCUUUUGAAUCUGUGAGGAGUUGCAGAUGGGAAGACUCGAACCUGCUAUAUACGUGGUUGUGAGACCCGCCUCGCCUUCGUUGUAAUACCCCAUCUAUCUUCAAUAGCCCGACCCGCAGCUUCGCUUAUCACCAUGGCCGAUUUUAUUGCCUUUCAUACUUACUACUCGCGUCAUAAUUUCCUCUCACCUUCCACAAUGCUUCCGCGGCCCACCAGCCACAGACGAUCUCUCUCCUCCGAGAACAGGUCGCUGUCCCCGGACAGAACCAUCACCAAAGCGCGAUCUACAAACGAUCUGUCGGAAAUUGUUACCGAGAAACCAGCUCCUGGAGUCCGUUCGUCCAGUGUUGGGAAUUUUCCAGACAGCAACUUUAAUACCCUCAAAGAUCCGAGACUUACAGGCAGCACGGAAAGCUCGGAAACCGCUUCUUCCACACAGUCGCACCACCCCGAUCUCAGCAACGAAGUCGCCGCCUUGAGCGUCAAGCUUGUCCAAGCGAUCAACAACCAAACCACGUUAGACGAUAGCUUAGUCGCCACCCGUCAGGAAUUGGAGCAGGCCCAGAGCAGGAUUCGCAUUCUCGAGUCCGAGAACGAAAAAUACCGACGCGACAUUGACCAGGAGGUUGUAAUCAAGAAAUCCGAUGUCGACUACGAGAUGUUGCGCCUGAAGGCCGCUUUGGCAGAAGAGAAGGCUCAGCGCGCGCUCGCAGAGAAGGAAAAGAAGGGCAUCGAACAAGAACUCGAAACUUUGACUGCCGCUUUGUUCGAGGAGGCCAACAAGAUGGUCGCAGCUGCCAAGCUUGAGCGUGAAGCGGUGGAAAAGAAAAAUGAGCAAUUACGUGCUCAGGUCAAGGAUACCGAAGCACUUCUCGCAUCGCAUCAGGAGCAAUUGGCUGAACUGAAAUCUGUUUUGCAAGGAAUGAAUAUCACUAAAGACGACGCUGAUGCUCGCACCAUCAUUUCGACUGCGCCGUCUUCUCCUGCUGCACCCCUACGCCCUCCUUCAAUCAGGAAAAACAUUGAGAGCCCAGAUGUCGCGGAAGAUAUCAUUCCCAUAGAAGAAUUGACCCCGGGUCCAUGCACCAGCUUUCCACACUUGAUCAAAGCUGUCUGUCGCACUGAUAUCCAAGCAUAUGAGGAUUUCCGAGAAUUGUUCACUACGUCCAAAUUGUCCAAGCCGCCGAGUCGCGCCACCAGCGGGUCUUAUGCUGGCUUGAAUGUUAUGAGCUUAGCUAGUCUGAGCACCAGCGGUUUCGGUUCUGCAUCUUCAUCACCUGCCAAAUCCAACACGCAUUCACCUAGUGGGAGCGUGUCUUCUCCUCAACCUGUUACCUCUCAUAUUCCUUUGAAGGAAACGCGUUUCUACAAGCGGGUGGUCGUGGAAGAUAUUGAGCCAACAUUGCGACUGGAUGCCGCCCCAGGGAUUUCAUGGUUAACUCGGCGGUCUGUUCUGGGCGGAAUUUGUGAGGGAAGCCUGUUGGUUGAGCCCAUGCCUUCGUCUGCCAAAAGAUAUGAGUUCCCAUGCUCGCUCUGUGGGGAACGCAGGACUGGCUCUGUCAACGAGAGGACUCAUCGCUUCCGCACAUCCGAUAACGAGACUGCCCAGCGCUACCCGCUUUGUGUGCUUUGUCUGGAGAAGGUGCGCUCAUGUUGCGAGUUUACGGGAUAUCUCCGUUUGAUUCUUGAUGGACAUGUCCGUAUUGGGGAUGCGGAUGAGGAAAAGGACGCAUGGGAUGAAACCAUCAGAUUGAGGGAAAGAAUGUUUUGGUCCCGAAUCGGUGGCGGCAUCAUUCCAUUGUUCAACCAGUCACACCGACACCACGCACACCACGAGAGUUUCUCAAGCGCCGCGGAGAUGCCCCUGGAGACGAUUGCCGACGGACCAGAAGGAAGCCUGCCCGAUCUUACGCGCGAGACUGAGGAUGAAAGCCUACAAGUACGAAACAUCGACGAGUCGGACAACGAGCAGCAGGAAAAGACCUCCUUGAACGAGGACCCAUUCGUGUCUGCUCCCUCGGACGUUGAAAUCCCCGUGACUGUAUCGGUGCCUGACGAGGGUACGGAUACUGAAGACCAGGAAAAAUUAUUCCAUGAUACACACGAACAAAUCGAUGGGCCAUCGACUAUUGUCCAAAUUGCCCACAUUGACGAAAGCGAAGAACAACCUCCUGUGCAUAUCGACCACCCUGCAUCGAAGAGUGGAGUUUGCUAAUUCAUUGCACCCAUCAUAUCUCAAGACCUUUCGAUACAUCGACAAUAGACAUACAUGAUUGUCGUCGACCUUCCAUUCUCGCGUUUCAGAGCCUCCUGUUUCGAUAUCCAAUUGCUAUAUAUCUUUCUCUUCGCUUCACACACCAUAUCUUUCUCGUGUGGCUGCUUGCUUAAUCACUCACCGAUCCCGUCGUUUUGCACC
Aspergillus homomorphus CBS 101889 is the source of this 2638-nucleotide messenger RNA. Its product is annotated as guanine nucleotide exchange factor SEC2. Gene Ontology annotation, molecular function: guanyl-nucleotide exchange factor activity. The coding region runs from base 356 to 2437 and encodes 693 amino acids. Gene Ontology annotation, biological process: exocytosis. Lineage: Eukaryota; Fungi; Ascomycota; Eurotiomycetes; Eurotiales; Aspergillaceae. Gene Ontology annotation, cellular component: Golgi to plasma membrane transport vesicle; cell tip. The record is from RefSeq and is a predicted model, not a curated record. The transcript is spliced from 3 exons.